Uranotaenia lowii is the source of this 1020-nucleotide messenger RNA. RefSeq lists its product as uncharacterized. Gene Ontology annotation, molecular function: nucleic acid binding. The record is from RefSeq and is a predicted model, not a curated record. Lineage: Eukaryota; Metazoa; Arthropoda; Insecta; Diptera; Culicidae. Gene Ontology annotation, biological process: DNA integration. Bases 1 to 1020 code for a protein of 339 amino acids. The transcript has a single exon.
AUGGCGGCUCUACCUGCAGCGAGAUUACAGGCUUUCACCAGACCGUUCACCUACAUUGGAUUGGACUACUUUGGUCCACUGACCGUGCGUAUAGGUAGAAGCACAGUGAAACGAUGGGUGGCACUCUUCACCUGCUUAACAAUACGGGCCAUUCACCUGGAAGUGGUUCAUUCGUUAUCCACGGAAUCCUGCAAAAUGGCCAUACGACGCUUCAUUGUUUGCCAUGGUUCUCCGCUGGAAAUAUAUAGCGACAACGGAACCAAUUUCGUCGGCGCAAACAACGAAAUCAAAUAUUCUGUGAAACAGUUAGCAGAGUGCUUUACGAACGCGAAUACGAAAUGGAUUUUUAAUCCACCAUCAGCGCCACAUAUGGGCGGCUCAUGGGAGCGCUUGGUCCGCUCCGUAAAAGUGGCUAUGGCAGCGAUGCAGACAUCGAGGAACCCGGAUGAAGAAACAUUUGCGACGAUCGUUCGAGAUGCUCAAGGAGUUGUGAACUCGCGUCCCUUAACAUUCAUCCCCAUUGAAAGUGAGUCUCAGGAAGCUCUCACUCCUAACCACUUCAUCCUGCUCAGCUCGAAUGGAGUCUCUCAAACUCCGAAACCACUGUCUGAUGAUAGCUCGGCACAUCGGAACAAUUGGAACCUGCUCAACGGGAUGGUAGACCAUUUUUGGCGAAGAUGGAUACGAGAAUAUUUGCCGACCAUUGCCCGGCGAACAAAAUGGUUUAGUGACGUAAAACCGAUUGAACAAGGUGACCUGGUGAUUAUCGUUAACGAAGCGGAAAGAAAUGGUUGGAUGCGUGGACGGAUUUUAAAUUUCAUCGAAGCGAAAGACGGUCGACGUCGACAAGCAGUGGUCCAGACUGCGCAUGGUGUUUUGAGAAGACCGGUUGCUAAAUUGGCGCGUCUAGAUAUAGUAUCCGGUAACCCAGGAUCGGUGAAACGAUCCACCGACCUUUCUUACGGGCAGGGGGAUGUUGCGGUGGCUACGACCGAUCUUCCAAACCCACCUGCUAACUGA